GUUAUCAUCAGUUUGAACGUUCUCAUAAAAUGAAAAACUGAGCAGCAGCAAGACACAAGGAAAAUGUUGUGGAUUAAGUCAUUGAUAAUUGCUGUAUUGUGUCUUCUGGCCAUAAAGCAAGGAGUUGCUAAGUCUGCUAUACCAGAUGAUGUCCAUAACAACCCUGGAAGACUUCUUAAACCUUCUGAUGGCAAUGUAUCAUGUACAGGUGACCUCAACAUAAUCAUCACAGUGCAUGAAUGGGUUAUAAAGAGUGAGAAUGUAGACACAAGUGAAGGACUACACAUUGAGGGUAGACCCGACUGUGUCAUCUACUAUGACAACAGCAUUAAGGAGUUCAGUGGGGUUUUGUCACUCACUGAAUGUUUUGAUCUUAAAUCUGACGACACCUAUGAGACAUUUGAUGCUAAACUAGUUGGUGACACCCACCUUCAGCAGAAUGGAGUUAUUAUAAGAAAGAACCAGUUAGCCCUAGAAGUGAUAUGCAAGUACAAACGCAGCGAACAAGUUGACGCUACUGACAUCACAUCGAGCCUUGGGAGUGCCACCUAUAUGUAUAAAGAUGAAGCGAUGGGAACAUUCCAGUUCACAUUCAAUAUGUAUGAAGAUGCAAAUAUUACAAUCCCAGUUGGAGAAAAACAGAUAUCAACGGAACAAAUGGUGUACGCUGACAUAAGACUUGCAAAUGUAGUCGGCAAUGAGCUAAAGAUGGGUGUGGUUGACUGUUUUGCUUCUCCAAGUGCUAAGAAGGACGCAGAUGGCAUUCUCAACCGAUAUUACCUUAUUAGGAACAGAUGUUUCACCGAUGACACUGUAAAGACUAUUGUAUCCACAACGUCAAGAUAUGAAUACGGGUUUAGGUCAUUUGAGUUUACAGGAGACAUCAACUCAAUCUAUGUUCAUUGUACCGUGGCUCUUUGUAUGGCAGAGGACAACACAGGAGCUUGUGAACAACCAAAGGUUUGUUCUGAGACACCUUCAAACCUCAGGGAAAGUAGAGAGAUUCAUAUUGAACAUAGUGACACAAACAGAAAGGGGGAGAGAAUACCCAGGAGUCCCAUUGAGAAUAUUGGCAAAGACAGAAUGGUCAGAGAGUAUCCUAUAUCAAGUGGAAAAAUACUGGUCAAGAGUCAAGAUACCAAAUUUUCAAUAAAGAAACUUACUGGGGGAGCUUCAUGGACAUUUAUCUACUUGGGCACUGUAUUCCUUAUACUGAAUGUCUUCCUGGGGAUUGCUUUGAUUCUGACUAGAAAGUGCAGAUGUAAAGAAAAUGUAUACUUGAAAGGAACCAUAUACAGAGAUCAUCUAUACCAUGCAUUGCCCCAAUAGAU
Owenia fusiformis is the source of this 1331-nucleotide messenger RNA. The record is from the annotation of a GenBank genome assembly. NCBI's taxonomy places the organism in Eukaryota, Metazoa, Annelida, Polychaeta, Sabellida, Oweniidae.